This is a messenger RNA of Platichthys flesus (European flounder), 2891 nucleotides long. RefSeq names its product glycerophosphodiester phosphodiesterase 1-like. The record is from RefSeq and is a predicted model, not a curated record. The transcript has 6 exons. Gene Ontology annotation, molecular function: phosphoric diester hydrolase activity. The coding region runs from base 117 to 1112 and encodes 331 amino acids. Gene Ontology annotation, biological process: lipid metabolic process. NCBI's taxonomy places the organism in Eukaryota, Metazoa, Chordata, Actinopteri, Pleuronectiformes, Pleuronectidae.
UAGUCAGCAGGGCGCAGGCGGUGCAGCUCCAUCCAUGUCCCGUGCCAUCUUCCGGAGCAUCGACUCCUCCAUCCUCCGCUCCGGUCCUUGAUCCAACACCGUGCCCGGCCGCCAGCAUGCUGCAGAUCGGCGACGAGGUGAUGUAUUUCUCGGCGGUGUUCUUGCUGCUGAUGCUGGGCACCAGGAGCGCCACGGGGGCCUCCCUGCUCACAGCGUGCCUCUACGUCUUCAUGGUGAUGUUCCGGUUCCCCCCGGUGCCGGCGGAGCAGGCCGGCCGCGUCCUCCGGCCCGGGGCUUCUCCGGGCGGCGUCCCGGUGGUGGCGCACCGCGGCGGGAGCCAUGACGCACCGGAGAACACGUUGGCAGCGAUCAGAGAGGCCAGCAGGAACGGAGCCACCGGAGUGGAGCUGGACCUGAGCUUCACUGCCGACGGCGUGCCGGUGCUGAUGCAUGAUGAGACGGUGGACCGCACCACCAACGGCUCUGGGCCAAUUAGCAAACUGCAAAUUGUCCAACUGAGGAGAUUCGACGCUGCCGCUCAUCACAGACUGAAAGAGAAGUUCAGCGGAGAGAAGGUCCCGACUCUGCAGGAGGCCGUGGAGGAAUGCAUGAGACACCAGCUGACCAUCUUCUUUGACGUCAAAGGUCAACCUGACAAGGCUGCAUCAGUGCUUCGUGAGAUGUACAAGAAGUUUCCUGUCCUUUACAACUCCAGUAUUGUUUCCUCAUUUGAACCCAAAGUUAUCUACAAGAUGCGUCAGACCGACCCCAACGUGGUCACGGCCCUGACCCACCGGCCCUGGAGACUGAGUCGCCUUGGCGAUGGCACUCCUCGGACCCUGUCCACGUGGGGUCAGCUCUGGACGGGGUUUCUGGAUGUCUUGCUGGACUGGGCCCACCACCACAUCCUGUGGAAGCUUUGUGGAGUCUCUGCCAUCAUCGUGCAGAAAGACUUCAUCUCACUGGACUACGUUCAGUACUGGGCAGAGCGAGGUGUGGAGGUGGUGGGCUGGACCGUGAACACCGCUGUGGAAAAGAGCUUCUACCAAAACCUGCUGAAGAUCGGGUACAUCACUGACAGUUUGCUGGAAGACUGUGAUCCUCAUUACUGAAUCAACACAACACACUCAAACACACACACACACACACACAGACAGACAGACAGACAGACAGACAGACAAACAGACCGACACAUUCACAAACACACAAAGCAGCUCAACAUGUACAGGGGUUAACACAUUUAAAGAAACUUGAAUGUUUCAGUUUUCCAAUGAACAAAGUAGAACUUGAAAAGUAUAGACUAACUAGAGACACUGCCCUGUAGUCGUGCUCCUCCAUCAACCAGUUGAGUUUCAGUCUACAUACAUUGUAUUCCAGGUCACCAUGACCUUUGCCCUCUGAAAUUGAAUCCGUUAAACUUCUAGUCCAAGAGACAACUUCUCAACAUUCUCAAAAGGCAGUCAUGAAAUAUUAUGGACGAAAAGGCCACCGUGACCUUGAACCUUUGGCCUUUGACCUUUGACCACCCGAUAGUGAUCAAUUAAUCUUUGAGUGAAAACAUUUUGCUAAAUUUGAAAGAACGAUUUCACGGUUUUCAUGAAAUAUCGUGUUCCCGAGAAUUAGGACAGAGGGACGACAUGAAAACUUAAUCCCUCCGGCUGUCACUGCCGCGGAGGUGUAUACAAAUCACUUCAUUCAUCACAACAGUUCUUAGUUUCUUAUCGUUUUAAAGAUCAUUAUAAUGUAUAUAGUAGAUUCAGUUUAAUUCAAGGAGAGAUCUGGUGCUAACAAGCUCUCUGGUGGCAAACAAACAAGCCCCAGCUUUAUAGGCUGCAUGAUUUAGUGUCCAGGUGAGAACUGAGGUGAGACGUCACAUAUGUACCUGUAGCUGGCAUACAGGUACAUUCCCUUCAAUAAACAAUGAGGGUUAAACUGUAAACCUGCCACCAGCAGCAACACCUUCUGCUCCCACUCCUCUGGACCAGGGAUUAGGAUUACACUUCCUUUAAGAUCUUUUCUACCCUCUCUGCUGAUCUCUCAGAGGCUUUGUUCUACCUUUAUUAAAGAGACGUCUGUAUAAAUAGACGUCAGACAUGAUGGAUGCUCUCUUGGUAUGUAUCUAACAAUGAGCUCUGGAGGAUGAAUAUUCCACAGAGUGACUGUUCGCCGGCUGCCAGCGUGUGCAGCUGGCAUCUCGUUUGCUGCAAGAUGUUCAAACACAUGAGAACACGUUGGUCCUCGAGGGAAAGUAAACGUUCGGUUGAACUCUGCCACACAGGUGGAACUUGUUCUGGAGCGUGUGUGAUGACUCGUGGCUGGAAAACAAGACCUCGCUUUGUGAUCCCAGCUGCAGGCAGGAAUUUAAGAAACAAUCCUCUGUAACAUUAAAAGUUCUUCCGCAUGACAGUUAUUGGUUUUACAUCUAUCACCUCACGUGAGGAUUCAAAAGCUGCUUUUAGUAACUCCACACUGCUGAACACUGUUUCCCUUCAUUUUACCUUAAUAUACCUAAUAACUGUUUUGCUUGACUACACUUAGCUGACUGUGCUGCAUCUGAUAAUCUGCCUUAAAAAAGUCCACAAAGUGUAAUUUGUCUGUAUCCACAAAAUAAUAUAGAGAGAAUGUGUCAGUGGUGUCCUCAGUGGAUCUUGAGGUUUUAGUUAUAUAGGCAGAAGACUUAACAACAUUAACUUGAUUAUUACUUAUAUAUUUCUUAAAAAAAAAAUCUAUGAUUCUCUUUGUUUUCAUUCUUAACAAUUCCUCCAAAUCAUCACAGUGUCACUCAUCAAAACAUUGAAUCUUCUCUGUUCAGCUCUAAUGAUUCUUCACAAUUCAUUUUGUAAACCUGAUAAAAAUUCACAUUGUCUUUUAAGUGAAAAAAAACAAAACAA